Daphnia magna is the source of this 999-nucleotide messenger RNA. Its product is annotated as pro-resilin-like. The record is from RefSeq and is a predicted model, not a curated record. The transcript has 3 exons. Bases 18 to 896 code for a protein of 292 amino acids. Gene Ontology annotation, cellular component: extracellular matrix. Lineage: Eukaryota; Metazoa; Arthropoda; Branchiopoda; Diplostraca; Daphniidae.
UUCCCUUUCUGAACAACAUGAAUCAGUACAUUGUUUUAGCUGUUUUGGUCGCUGUGGCUACGGCUAAACCACAAGGCUAUGGUGCAAGUGCUGGCCAACAGCAGCAGGGUUAUGGAAGCCAAGCUGGACAACAACAACUGAAGCAGAGUUACGGUGCUCAGCCCGGUGCGACUCAACAGCAACAAGCCUAUGGUGCUCAAGCCUCUGCUAGCGCUGGAGCUGGACAGAAUUAUGGUGCUCAAAAUGGAGUUGCCCAGCAGCCGCAAGGCUAUGGCUCUCAGGGCUCUGCAGGCGCUGGAGCUGCACAAAACUAUGGAGCUCAGCCUGGUGCUGCCCAACAGCAACAGGGUUACGGUGCUCAAGCAUCUGCUAGCGCCGGAGCUGGACAAGGUUUUGGUGUCCAGAAUGGAGCUGCUCAGCAGCAACAAGGCUAUGGCUCUCAGGUUUCCGCAGGUGCUGGAGCUGGACAAGGUUACGGAGCAUCCAACACUCAGCAGAAACCAACCAGUACUUACAACAGCAAUGGCAAUGGAAACAGACCGGCCGCAUCUGCUUCAUCCUACGCCCAGGAGCAACCCCCGAUGCCAUACGAAUUCGCCUGGGCCGUCAAGGAUGAGCCAACCAAGAACGACUACGCUCAUGAAGAAAAGAGCGACGGCAAAGUUGUGACCGGAUCUUACCGCGUUCUUCUUCCCGAUGGCCGCACUCAGAUCGUUUCUUACCGUGCUGAUGAUAACGGGUACGUCGCUGAUGUGAAAUACGAAGGUGAGGCCCAGUUCCCCGCACCAUCCACUGGUAACGCCAACUACGGAAAUAGCAAUGGCUCUGGGAAUGGAAGCAACAACUAUGGCAGUGCUAAGCCGAAUUCCAACAACAAGCCGAAUGCUUCAUAUUAAAACUUAAAAAUAUAUUGGUUUUUGUAUUGAAAUAAUGAAAACUAUAUCUGUUUGACUGGCGAUGAAAUUCAAAUAAAUCUAAUACAUUUUACAACAAAGAAAA